AGAGAUGGACUUGGGCAGAGGGACCUUCAAACUCAAUGUGCUCAUCCCUCAUUUGUUCCCCCAAUCAGGAUUUCCCAUUCCCCAACCUUGGCUGGAUGGAGAAGGCUGUGAGGAAGAGGAGGAUGUCCCAGGACCCCCAGGCAGACAAUGAGCUGAGGAUGGAGACCAAGGAGGACAAAUCCCCCCAGCAGAACCUCAUGGAAGAGGCCGUUUUGUGCAGCUCCAGGGCACAGGAAUCCAAUGAGAAGGAAAAGCGCCAGAAACCUUGCGCAAGAAGGGGCUCCAAACCCAGCCCAGAGUGCUCCAAGGAGAAAAGAACCACCCUGUGCCAGGAAGGUACCCAGAGCUUCAGCCAGAGGUCAGAGUUGCUGGUCCAUGAGCAGUCUCAUCCUGGGGAGAAGCGCUACGAGUGUGGGGAAUGUCGGAAGGGCUUCAGAGACAGUGCCAACCUGAUCCGCCACCAUCGCAUCCACACUGGGGAGAGACCUUAUGAGUGUGGGGAAUGUGGGAAGGGCUUCAGCAGGAGCAACAACCUGAUCCGUCACCGGCUGAUCCACACUGGGGAGUGGCCCUACGAGUGUGGGGAAUGUGGGAAGGGCUUCAGCUGCAGCUCUGACCUGAUCCCCCACCAGCGCAUCCACACAGGGGAGAAACCCUACGAAUGUUCUGAGUGUGGGAAGAGGUUUUCACAGAGCUCCAAUCUCCUCCUGCACCAGCGGAUUCACACGGAUGAGAGGCCCUUCCACUGCCCCGACUGUGGGAGGGGCUUCAACCGCAACUCCACCCUC
Molecule: messenger RNA, 788 nt
Organism: Malurus melanocephalus (red-backed fairy wren)
Lineage: Eukaryota; Metazoa; Chordata; Aves; Passeriformes; Maluridae
Product: zinc finger protein 239-like
Exons: 2
Source: RefSeq, a predicted model, not a curated record